AAAUCUUUAUCAAAAUGGGCCUAAAAUUCAUCCUUUUUGUACUGUUUUCACAAGUAAAUUUGAAUAUUUACCUCACAUAUUGCGGAUUUCUUGAAAUUAAUUUUCCAUUCUGGACGUCAUUGCAUUCUUCCAUGACAUUGUCUCUGAAGGAUCAUUCGGAGAAUUGAAUAACUUGAAUCCAUUUUCUAAUGAAUUAUCGCAAUAAUGUACGCAGCAGGACAUUGAAAUAAUUUGAAAUGCUAAAUUUUGGCGGUCAUAAAAUUUCAAAGUAACAGUGAUAAUUAAAAAAAGCGGGCGGGGCGACUAUGGUGUUUCGUCACAUUGUCAGGUGGGCAAACCAAAUGAAACAAAAUAUUAAAAACCCCAACGGCUGUCAGUUUUGUGUCCGGACUCUUGUCUAAGGUAUAUACAGGGACUCUAGUCUACAUUUGUUCCCUAGGCGUGGUAAACGGUGGUUGAUGACCAGAAGACGUGAAUGUAAAUUACCAAUUCGCUGACAUAACCUAACUUGUAAGAACUUCUUUGCAGUUGAUUUGUAAUGGAAAGUGAAGAUGAAUUCCUCUACACUUAUUUCAAUCACGUUUCUCAACUUUGUUACGAAAAAGCCAAAGAGCAUAUAGAAAAAGAAAGGGAGCCCAAAGUGACCACAUCGCCAUGGAGCUUAUUUUUGAACAUUUUACAGCAGCUUGCAUUAGCAGAAAAGAGCUAUAUAGAAAUUGGGUUCCUACAGAAUAAGCAUAAAAGUUUCCUUAGAAAAGAUAACUCCCUGAGAUCUGUGUAUGAAUCCAUGAAGAAUGAUCUCAAAAAGUUGGAGGACAACUGUAAGCAAACUAUUGCUGAUAAAAGAAUUCAGAAAGGUAGCAAAAACAUCAUUGAAUUUAUGAAUGCCAGGAUAAACUUGAUUGAUCUGUAUGAAAAGAUUCAUAAUAUAAGUCUGAACAAACAACUAAUUUGUUACAAUGAAAUCGUACAUCAGGUAGAAUCUGUCAUUGAAAAGAAUUCUGGAGGUUUUACUGAUAUCAGCAUGACUCCUGCAAAAGCAGUGUUCAGUCUUGAGUGUGAAAUUCUUGACCAACUGUUCAAAGCCCUAACAGAAUUGCAAAGACUGCAAUUUCUGCCUUCCUUAGCCCUCAUACAUGGGGCUCACACCAGGUUAGCAGCUUGGGAGAACAAAAUACAGUCAAGAGAAACUUGGAAAUUAGGAAAUAUGUUCAAAGGCAAUCCAUUGCCUGCACUAUUCCAAUGGCUUCAACAGUUGAAGGGAGCAGUUCUGAGCAAAUUCAGUCUGUAUUUUUAUCAUACUUUGGCUCAUCAGACAACUCCCAAUGAAAUGCGGAAUUUAUGUUCCAAAUUGCAUCAUGACCAUUUCCAAAAAAUUUUAGCUUUCCAGAGGAGGUAUGAUGUGUCUUCAGUGAUUUUAUUGUCAGAUACUCAAGUUAGCAGUGAUACAACAAAUAAUAGAUUUCCAGUUAUUGUGGCUUUUCCUUCACGCAACCCUCCACAGCUAGAUACGAUACUGAAAAUGAUUUCUGAAACGAAUAAUGAAUUGAUGAAUGUUGAAAAAAUUAUUUACAAAUUUAGUUCUCAGGAACAAUUUACAUACGUUCUUACAACAGUGGAGCCAAAUAUUUACUUAGUUAUUUUAUUUGAAUCUAAGAAGUCUGAAAAAGAUACCUUCAUAAGUAACUUUGUCGUGGAGUUGUGCCAGAACAUGAGAUGUACCAAAAUAUUCAGUAGUCUUAAGAGUAUGACCAAGUAACAAAAUCCAAUUUUCACAAACAAAUGAUAGUUUGUAUCAGUUUAUUUACAUAAAUAAAAAGUUCACUUAUGACAUAAAUAUAAAUUGUGUAUAAUUUGGGAUGGUAUCACUCACAGGUAACAUGAACACCGAAAGGACUCAAAAUAUGAGGUUAGGUUACGGUUUCAUAGUUGGACCUACCUCCAAAUUAGCGAUAUUUCGGUAUUGUUAUGUGAAUAGUAUAACUUGAAAUCAAGACGUUAAUGAUGUGCACACUAUCAACCAUCUUCCAAUUUUUCUUUCAACAAACAUUUCCGUUUGUUUGCCAUACCGAAAGCUUGACAGCUAAAUCAGGUGGAAUUAAGUAGAAAAUGAUUUCAAACAUAAUUUACACAAAGAUUAGUCAGCAGUAGAGUUCCUAAAUGUACUUGACACUGCUGUUUUGACGUUUUUUUGUAUAUCAGAGUACGGACACUAGACAAGCAGUGACAAUCAAACAUAACCACAAACGAUUUGCCAGACAAGGACAAGAAUAUUAUGUUUUUCGCUAAGAUAAAGGAUCCUCGCAUCUUCCAUCCUUCACAAGUCCUGGGAAGAGUACAUCCAUAUAUCUUUCUCUGUCUUUGAUUUUUGUAUGAGAGUGCAUAGCGUCUCCUCGAGUGGGUAAAAGGGUACGAUAAAUUGAUUAAAAAUUAUUUCUUCUCGAAAUAUUGAAUGAUAAGGCUGAAGGAACUCAAUGGAGGUCGAUAUCAAGUAGGUAUGUACCGGGUAAAUAAAAACGGCUGUCGGCCAUAUCUCAGCAACGAAUAAUGAUACAAGUUUGAGAUUGAAUAAAUCUAAUGGUAUGCAUAUCAUUACAUGUAAUAGAGAAACUAAAUCUCAACAGACCAACGAGAACCGCAACAUUACAGCUUUUCGUCAACGGAAGAUAAAAACUAUCAAAUUUGGAAGAAUUGAUAGAUAUGAGAGCCGUUCUUAGUUGUUCACCUGGUACAUAUAUACCAACGAAAUACAUAUACUAUUCCUAUUAAAUAAGUCUCUUAAAUGUAUACGUUCAGUUGGAUAAUUUUUCAUCACAAAAGUUCGGAAUGGGGUAAAAACUGAUAAAGGACCCCGCACGAAAACACGGUAAAUUGGCUCUCGGUCGAAUUGGCUGAAAUUUUACUAUGUUAUU
Molecule: messenger RNA, 2912 nt
Organism: Phaedon cochleariae (mustard beetle)
Lineage: Eukaryota; Metazoa; Arthropoda; Insecta; Coleoptera; Chrysomelidae
Source: the annotation of a GenBank genome assembly